GCGUCCGUCAUGGAGGAUGACUCUGCAGGAGCUGUGGUGCCCACGCUGCACAGGAGAAUCAGCUCUGCAUUCGAUGUGUUUGAUCAUGAAUCUAAUCACACUGUGGACGUCAGAGAGAUUGGCACUAUAAUCCGUUCACUCGGCUGUUUUCCCACUGAGGCGGAGCUACAUGACAUCAUUGCUGAGAUAGAGGAAGAGGAGGCGAGUGGAUUCAUCCGCUUUGAGAAAUUCCUUCCUGUCAUGACCAAAAUAUUAAUGGACAACAAGUUUCGUCCUAUUCCUGAAGAUUUACUCCUACAGGCGUUUGAGGUGUUGGACGAGCAGAAGAAUGGACAUCUGGAACCAAAAGAUCUCACCAAGUAUCUCACACAGGAAGGAGAGCCGUUCUCUCAGGAGGAAAUGGAUGAAAUGCUCUCGGCUGCUCUCGAUCCUGAUAAACAGCUUGUCUUCUACAGAGAGUUUGUUAGCAUGAUGACCCUUGAUGACCCGCGGUAACCAUGGAGAUGCCACUCUUCAUUGUUUGCCUAAUGUCCCGUUUAUAAUGCUGUUUUUCAGAAAGAAAGUAAAUGACCUGUCUGUUGUGUCA
Ictalurus punctatus (channel catfish) is the source of this 586-nucleotide messenger RNA. It is a transcript of the gene drc8, whose product is annotated as EF-hand calcium binding domain 2. NCBI's taxonomy places the organism in Eukaryota, Metazoa, Chordata, Actinopteri, Siluriformes, Ictaluridae. The record is from RefSeq and is marked provisional. Gene Ontology annotation, molecular function: calcium ion binding.